AUGAAAGAAGGGAAAUCUGGCAAGUCGAAUCAUUACCAAGACCAAGAUGAACAGAUUCACCACCAAAAGAGUCACCUUGGUUCUUUCAAAUUCGCCAAACUGUUCGAUUCUGAAGCUUCAUGGGACAAGGACCAACUAGGAGAUGUGUUGCAUUGGAUCAGGCAAGUGGUUGGAUUACUCUGUGGAUUGCUUUGGGGUGCCAUUCCUUUGGUUGGUGGCAUCUGGUUACUUCUAUUUCUGGCAAUAUCUUCGGGUAUAGUAUACGGUUACUAUGCAUUGAUUCUGAAGAUCGAUGAAGAAGACUAUGGUGGUCAUGCAGCUCUGCUUCAGGAUGGUCUAUUUGCUUCUCUAAGUGUAUUCCUGCUUGCGUGGAUUCUGGUGUAUAGCUUGUCUAGCUUCUAA
Eruca vesicaria subsp. sativa (arugula) is the source of this 402-nucleotide messenger RNA. NCBI's taxonomy places the organism in Eukaryota, Viridiplantae, Streptophyta, Magnoliopsida, Brassicales, Brassicaceae. The record is from the annotation of a GenBank genome assembly.